UUGGGUAUAAAGUUAUAAACGUUGGCAUUGGGAAAGAGAAAAUUUAAUCCGAGGGAGGGUACAUCCACCAUUGCCGACAAAUUCUGUAUCUCGUGGUCGUCUUCUUCCUUUUGCUCGUUUCUUCUUCUGUAUAUCUUCCACUAUUCUGGUCGUAAAAUUUCUGUGCCUGCAAGCCAAUUCAUACGUACAUAGAAGAAUGGUUAUUCGGGUUUCAUUGGGUUCAGCAUAGAAGUUUGGUUCUAUUGUUUUCUUUACUGGAAGAGGGAAGAUGAAGAUGAGUAUGAAGACAUGGAUGAGAAAACCAGUGCUAGUGUUGCUUUUUGUAACGGUUCUUGCCCCCAUUGUUCUUUACACUGAUAGACUCGCUACAUUUUCUUCCUUUUCUAUAGAUGAAUACGUUUCGGAACCUUCAACACUUUCGCUGAAUCGUGAUGUCAGGUCCCAAAAUUUACUUCCUCAGGAGUUAUCUGCAGCAAAAGAAGAGACAGCGAGUGAUGUUUAUUUGGGAAAAUCGACUAGAUCUAUUCAACUUCUUGAUGGUGAAAGGUCCAGGAAAACUAGACAGCUUAAUGAAGAAUCGCAUGAACAUGACGCAAUUGUCAUCAGGCAAGUGACACAAGGAUUUCACGAAGCUGAUCACACUGACAACAGACAUGAAUCGACUGAAAACCAGAAGUUGAAGGCGUCUGAGCAUAAAUUGUUAUCCACUGAAGCUGAAACCAAAAAAGAGGGAAAAUCCAUUGAACCUGCAAAAACCAAAAGCAAGAAAGCAGAUGAACAUGUUUUAACAGAUACCCGUGUUAAGUAUCUGAAGGAUCAGUUGAUUAGGGCAAGAGUUUACCUUUCCCUUUCAGCAACAAGAACAAAUACUCAAUUUAUUAAGGAACUUCGGUUACGUAUGAAGGAACUUCAAAGAGCACUUGGUGAUGCAACCAAGGAUGCAGAUCUACCAAAGAAUGCGAAUGAGAAGCUGAAAGCAAUGGAGCAGACACUGGCAAAAGGGAAGCAAAUACAGGACGAUUGCACUGCUGUUGUAAAGAAACUGCGUGCCAUUAUUCACUCUACAGAAGAACAGCUGCGGGUCCACAAGAAACAGGCCUUGUUUCUGACUCAUUUAACUGCCAAAACUGUUCCAAAGGGUCUCCAUUGUCUUCCCUUACGCCUUUCAACCGAAUACUAUUCUCUUGAUUCUUCUGCUCAACAAUUCCCAAAUCAAGAAAAACUACAUCACCCCAACCUCUUCCACUAUGCAUUGUUUUCGGAUAAUGUGUUGGCUACUGCUGUAGUUGUCAAUUCAACCGUUUCCAAUGCAAAGGAUCCUUCAAAACAUGUGUUCCACAUUGUGACAGAUAGGCUGAAUUACGCAGCAAUGAGAAUGUGGUUUCUUGCAAAUCCAGCUGGCGAGGCCACAAUACAAGUUGAAAACAUCGAGGAAUUCACAUGGCUGAAUGCAAGUUACAGCCCUGUCUUAAAGCAAUUGGGUUCACAGAACAUGAUCGAUUAUUAUUUCAAAACACGAAAAUCCGAGUCCGAUUCCAAUCUGAAAUUCAGAAACCCAAAGUAUCUGUCAAUCAUGAAUCAUCUUCGGUUUUACCUUGCGGAGAUAUUCCCAAAGCUUAGUAAAGUGGUGUUCUUGGAUGAUGAUAUUGUGGUGCAAAAGGAUUUGAGUGGUCUUUGGUCUAUUGAUUUGAAAGGGAAGGUGAUUGGUGCUGUUGAGACAUGUGGGGAGAACUUCCACCGGUUUGAUCGAUACCUCAACUUCUCAAAUCCUCUGAUUGCUACAAAUUUCAAUCCACGUGCGUGUGGAUGGGCGUAUGGAAUGAAUGUAUUUGAUUUGGAGGAAUGGAGGAAGCAAAACAUCACUCAGGUUUAUCACUCGUGGCAAAAGUUGAAUAAUGAGAGACAACUGUGGAAGCUGGGGACGCUGCCACCUGGCUUGAUAACAUUUUGGAAACGGGUAUACCCGUUGGAGAGGACAUGGCAUGUACUUGGGCUUGGGUAUAACCCGAGUGUCAGCCACAGGGAGAUUGAAAAAGCUGCUGUGAUUCACUACAACGGGAAUCUGAAGCCGUGGCUGGAAAUAGGGAUUCCAAAGUUUCGAGGGUAUUGGAAUCGGUUUCUGGACUAUGAUCAGGCUUACAUGAGGGAUUGCAAUAUGAGCCCUUGAUUAUUAGACAAUGGAGAAGCAAGUAUAUGUAUGUAGUAGUAGAUAUUCUUUUGUUUUCUCCAUACAUUAUUGUGUUGUAUCUUGUAAAUGAGCAAGAGAUUGAUGGUUUUAGAAGGUUUGUGCUCCGUGUGUGUAUUAGUAUAAAGUAUAAACAUUUUAGGCUUGAAUUGUUUUGGUGGAUCCUAAGAAAGGAUGAUGGGUAUGUUGUAUUUCCGUAUACCAUUUAUAUAUAUAUAUAUAUAUAU
Molecule: messenger RNA, 2412 nt
Organism: Lactuca virosa
Lineage: Eukaryota; Viridiplantae; Streptophyta; Magnoliopsida; Asterales; Asteraceae
Source: the annotation of a GenBank genome assembly